AUGGGUUGUUGUGGAAGCAAGAAAGAAAAGCUCACAAACAAGGUUUAAGAAAAUUAGCCAUUGGACUAAAUUAAAUCAUCCCAAGUGAUAGUGUAGACGAACAAAGCUGGAACAAAAAGAGACUAUAAAAAAGGUGAUUUGAUAGGCACAGGUGCUUUUUCAGAAGUCUAUCAGGCUUUGGAUAAUAAAACUGGCAAAUUAUUAGCCAUUAAAACAGUUAAACUCUAAGGAGGAAAAGACGAAAUACUUAGAACUAUAAUUGCAUUAAAAGCAGAAAUCAAACUCUUAAAAAAGUUAUAGCACAAAAAUAUUAUUAAAUACUAUUUUACAGAAAUCAGCCCCAAUCAGAGUUAUGUUGACAUCGCCCUAGAAUAUAUUGCUUAAGGAUCACUUAGAAAGGUUAUCAAUAAAGUUAGGCUCGAUGAGGCCAAUGUUAGAAUUUAUGCACGAUAAAUCUUAGAAGGGAUUUAAUACCUUCAUCAAAAUAAAGUUAUCCAUAGAGAUAUUAAGGCUGCCAAUAUUUUAGUUGAUAGCGAUGGAACGAUCAAAUUAUCUGAUUUUGGAACAUCCAAAGUACUGGAGUCUGAGGAAACACUAAUAAUACAAAAUAAAUCCCUCAAAGGAACUCCCUAUUGGAUGGCUCCUGAAGUAUGUUAAUUGAAGGCUGCAUCCUUUGAAUCUGACAUCUGGUCUUUUGGUGGAGUGGUCAUAGAGAUGAUUGGAGGCUUGCCUCCUUAUGCUGACAAAUAUGGUGCAGAUAUUGAUGCCUAUGAAUUAAUGAAGAAAAUUGCUUUAGAGGAGAAACCAAAUUAUCCUCAACAAACAUCAACAUUAGCAACAGAAUUUUUAGACACUAUUUUUGUUGCAGCUCACCUCAGACCGUCAGCUAGCAAAUUACUCCAGCAUCCAUAUGUACAAAUUUCUGAUCCUUAGAUUGAUAGUGAAGAAGUGGGAUUCAAAUAAUCCCUUGAUCCAGUUCCUUCUAAGAGCAAAAUUGCUGGGCCUACUGCUGGGAAUAUUUAAGAUCAACCUAUCAAUUCAACUUAAACAUAACUGAAACAAUUAUAAUCACACAAACUAGAUGAAUAAAGGCUUUAAAAACAGAGAGAAUGGGAACUUGCCCUCCAAGAAGAAUUAAGAAGAAAGUCAAAAUAAAAUUUGUGA
This is a messenger RNA of Paramecium tetraurelia, 1164 nucleotides long. RefSeq lists its product as uncharacterized. The transcript is spliced from 5 exons. The record is from RefSeq and is a predicted model, not a curated record. NCBI's taxonomy places the organism in Eukaryota, Ciliophora, Oligohymenophorea, Peniculida, Parameciidae. Gene Ontology annotation, biological process: protein phosphorylation. Gene Ontology annotation, molecular function: protein kinase activity; ATP binding.